Lactuca saligna is the source of this 1011-nucleotide messenger RNA. The record is from the annotation of a GenBank genome assembly. Lineage: Eukaryota; Viridiplantae; Streptophyta; Magnoliopsida; Asterales; Asteraceae.
AUGAGUGAACAACACUUUUGGAUGAUUUAUUUCAUUUUGUUGCUUCCAAGAUUGAAAGACGAUGAUUAUAUGCUUCUAUCAACCCUAGAGAUUGUACAAAUACACGAGGUGCUUCUACAAAAACUGAGAAACAAGAAUAAUACAUCCAUGGAGUUAACAGAGGAUACUAAUGGAAAUAAAAGUUUAUCUGAAAAGGGUAGUGAGGUAAAUAGCACUGAAGAAGCCAACAAGACUACUAAGAGUGAAACCCAUGAGGAUGAUGUUUCUUUCAGUGAUCCAGAAGAUGAAGAUACUGAUCUUUCUAGUAGAUUAUCUGGUAUUAGACAAAGAGAAAGUAGCAGGGUUUCUUCAGCUAGUGAAGCAAGUGAUUGGGUUCGUCUUAAUGAAAGAAAAGCAAACCAAUCAAGCCAUUAUUCAGAAAGUGAAGACUCAAGUGAUUGGCAAGCUGUAGGGGAUGUUGAUCUUUUAUCCUAGGGUUCUGCUAAAUUGAAGAGAGUCAUGCAAACAAUUUUUUCAUUAGGAAAUGCAUUGAAUCAAGGGACUGCAAGAGGGUCUGUGAUUAGGUUCAGGUUGGAUAGCCUGUUGAAACUUACAGACACACGUGCAAGGAACAAUAGAAUGACAUUUAUGCAUUAUCUUUGUAAGGUGCUUGCUGACAAACUACCUGAAGUUCUUGAUUUUUCCAAGGAUCUUCAAAGUUUGGAACCUGCAGCAAAGAUGCAGUUCAAAUACUUGGCAGAGGAAAUGCAAGCUAUUACCAAAGGAUUAGAGAAAGAAAAACAUAGGAUCAACAGUUUGGAGCUUCCUCUAAUUCAGCAUACACAGUUGCCUGAUCUGGAUAAACUUGUUUCCUUAUUGAGUGGUAACAUGUGUUCAGGUGAGAGAGGAUUAAAACAAAGGAAUCUUAUAGAAUAUAAUGUUAAAAACAUUGAUGAAGUCCUCAAGCUUCUAUUGCAGGGUGCUGCAAAUAGGAAAAAGGCAGGAACAGAUAUGAACAUUGUGUCAAUAUAG